AGCAGCGGCGUGUUAGUGGAAGGCGGCGAGCGAGCGAGCGAGCGAGCGGACGGUGCGAACGCUGCGAACGCGCUUUCGCCGAGACGAGAGAAAGAAAGUAAGAGGCGCAAACGCAGAUGAGUACCAACGCAUCGAGCCCGAUGUCCAGCAGUGUGGUGUCUGCUGGAGGAAGACCAUGUGGAAAAGCUGCAAGUUUCAUCCCUGAGCUUCAGAGCAUGAUGUUUGCUCUGGGAGAUGUCCGCAGACCACUGUAUGAGACGGCGGCUUUAGUGGAAGACAUCGUACACACGCAGCUCGUCAACUUGCUCCAGCAGGCAGCAGAGGUGUCGCUUGUUCGAGGGGCUCGGGUCAUUUCGGCAGAGGACAUCCUCUUUCUAAUGAGGAAAGACAAGAAAAAAGUAGGAAGGCUACUGAGGUACAUGUCAUUCAGAGACUACAAGUCAAAAAUACUGAAAAGCAUCGAUGAAGACGACCUGCUUGAUUCAGACAAAUACAGCAGCAAUGUUAACAAAAGACAGAAGCUGGCUCAAGACUUCCUGGGCUCCAUAGACCAGACCGGGGAGUUCUUGGCUCUCUUGGAAGAGGAGGAUAUAGACGAAGUCAAGCAGGAGAGGCUGGAGAGGCUUGAGAAACAGACCAGGAUGAUGGACCCCGCCCAGUACAGCGAAUUCUGUGAAAGUCGUCAGCUCAGCUUUUCCAAAAAAGCAUCCAAGUUCCGAGAGUGGCUGGACUGCAGCAGCAUGGAAGUGAAGCCCAAUGCCGUGAGCAUGGAAAUCCUCUCAUACUUGGCAUAUGAGACCGUGGCUCAGUUAGUAGACCUGGCACUGCUGGUGAAACAAGACAUGACCCCAAAAACAGGAGACCCCUUCAGCCACGCUAUAUCCGCAAACUUCAUCCAAUACCACAACCCUAUAGCUGAGGUUCACAUCCAAGGGCAAUCCGCCAAUGUGAAGAACAACCCCGACUCACCAGAGAACACCCCGCCCUCCACCCCGAACGCCUCGCUCGGCGGCAGCCACCAGGGAAAACUGUACUCCGUGACCCAGGGCAACGGGGGCUUGGCCCAGGAUGGCAGCAGCAAGGUCAAGCAAAGAAAGCGCAAGAAGAGCGCAGCGCCCUGUGGUACGGAGACUCAAAGCAAUGCCAUCCAGCCCGCCCACAUCAGAGAGGCCAUCCGACGCUACAGCCAUAAGAUCGGCCCGCUCUCCCCCUUCUCAAGUGCCUACCGCAGAAACGGCAUGACUUUCCUAGUCUGCUGAAUGAUGGAAGCGGGCUCGUGCCAGCGAGAGCACGGACUCAAAGGGCUUUCCUCCUCGGCCUCCUCCGGCUGACCACCAGGAUGCCGGACUCCUCCCGCACUCCCCCACCCGACCGCCCACUCGCCCUCCCUUGUUUUCCUCCAUCGCUUUGCCGUUCUCUUCUUCAGCGGGUGUUUUCCUGAGGUAGCUGAGGAAAGAACGGCGGGAGAUGUUUCGCGGGAGUGUGCAUCACACAACCUUCUCAGUACCACUGUGAAUUUUUUUGCAACUGUCAGAUGGAGCCGUUUCAGUUUCGAGGAUUUCUUAGGAUUUUUUUGUGUUGCUCGGACCGGACUUCAUUACGAAGGUGGUUUUUUUUGACCGCCCCCCAACCACUCAAACAUGUAAUGCUGUUUACGUUUUUUUGUCGUGCCUGAACAGUAGCACUUUUUUUAUUUUUAUUAUGUGUAACAUGCAGCUAACUCGCACACCAGCCACCAAAGUUCUCGUUCCCUGUUCCUCUUAAGAUUGACAGCCCGAGCAGUCUUAGAUGUAAUUAUUAUUGCCAUUUCUUUUUCGAAUUGUCGUUCAUGUGUUAAACAAGUGUAUCGAACUGUGUACUUAGUUCCCUCGUACAAAUAUUGGAAGACUUGUCUGUUUAAAAGAUUCAGAUCGCAAACUGGUAGCUAAAGUAGCAAAUCUCUCAGCAGUGUGUGACUGAAGUAUAAAAAAAAAAACCAGUCGUACAUAUGAUUGAACAUCCCAGGGAAUUAUGUCUAUAAAAGUAACUGUUUUUUUAUUACCAUCUCAUUUUUUUAUGUUUUGUAGUAUUCAUACAGUGCACUUGUUCUCUCCUUGUGGUGUAAACCAAAUAGCGGUGCAUUUUCUUAAGACAUUUCACAAUAACCAUUCAUUAAACAACAAUACCUUAUUAUGUA
This is a messenger RNA of Scleropages formosus (Asian bonytongue), 2176 nucleotides long. RefSeq names its product SPT3 homolog, SAGA and STAGA complex component (gene supt3h). Lineage: Eukaryota; Metazoa; Chordata; Actinopteri; Osteoglossiformes; Osteoglossidae. The record is from RefSeq and is a predicted model, not a curated record. Bases 117 to 1259 code for a protein of 380 amino acids. Gene Ontology annotation, molecular function: protein heterodimerization activity; transcription coactivator activity. Gene Ontology annotation, biological process: transcription by RNA polymerase II. The transcript has 12 exons.